This is a messenger RNA of Phycomyces blakesleeanus NRRL 1555(-), 603 nucleotides long. RefSeq lists its product as hypothetical. NCBI's taxonomy places the organism in Eukaryota, Fungi, Mucoromycota, Mucoromycetes, Mucorales, Phycomycetaceae. Bases 1 to 603 code for a protein of 200 amino acids. The record is from RefSeq and is a predicted model, not a curated record. The transcript has a single exon.
AUGAUUCUAACUUGUGGAAAAGCAGUCAAUGAUACUCCCUUUGCAGAUAGCAUCAAAAUACAGCUCAUUUACCUCAGGCCUGGACUGAUGUACAUGAGGCUUCACUUUAAUUGUUGUCUAGUAGCACUUAUGUACAUGGUGCAAGAUCAUUGGCAAUGGCUUUCUUUUGAGAGGCUUCCAAUCAUGGAGGGGAAGGAAAGUUACAGACAAGAUGUUCUGAUCGUCCAAAUACAUACAAACAGACUCGUUAUAGAUGUCAGCUAUUAUGUGAGCACAGUCUGGAGCAGAGAACCACAUAGAGGAAGGGCAAAAUGGGAUAUUUUCUCCAAGAGCAGGAUCAAUCUUGGAGCCAAAGGCAAUGACCUCUGUCACUUUGGCAACAUCCAUGCCAAAGUUUUACUCGUAAAGUUUACUGUGGGUUACCAUCGUGGCCAACAUCUUCUUCACCAAAGGAAACUGAUCCUCUUAACCCUCUUUCAGGUGUGCAAAUACAUGGAAACCAUACCAACCAUCAGACUUGGGGUUAAACAUCAACAAAAUGGCAACUUGGUUGAUUUGAGCAGACAGAGCAAAGUCAUGCACAUUUUUGUUUUGGUUUUUUAG